This is a messenger RNA of Vanessa atalanta (red admiral), 4491 nucleotides long. Its product is annotated as protein toll-like. The coding region runs from base 270 to 3299 and encodes 1009 amino acids. The transcript is spliced from 7 exons. Lineage: Eukaryota; Metazoa; Arthropoda; Insecta; Lepidoptera; Nymphalidae. The record is from RefSeq and is a predicted model, not a curated record. Gene Ontology annotation, cellular component: membrane. Gene Ontology annotation, molecular function: protein binding; transmembrane signaling receptor activity. Gene Ontology annotation, biological process: toll-like receptor signaling pathway; innate immune response.
AUAAUAUUUAUGUUUUACGAAACAACAAGUUGUGGUUUCGUUAAUUCGAUCAUUUUCCUCAUUGCUCAAGUUGCUUCUCGAUAUCGAAAUCAAUAAAAAGUGUCAAAUAUAGGAUAAAGGUGGUUUCAGUAGACAUUUUUACACAGAAAACUGAUGGAAACUUACAAAUUUCUCUUUUGAUAAUAUCACUUUAUAUGUAAACACGUUAUGAAAGUUUUGAAAGUGAAUUCGAUCAAAUGGAUAAGGAUUAAGGCGUUUACGAAACAGAAAUGCCAUUAAAUAGAAUUUGGAUCUGUGUUUGGACAUGCUUAGUGUUAGCGGCGGCAGAGGGACCGCGUUGCCCUCCAUGGGCCACUCAAGACCAGUGUCAAGAAAACGGCUCCGUGGUCGAUGAGCACUUUUUUGUAGUCAAUGGUCAAAAACUGCAAAUAACCUCUGAUGUGCGAUAUUUUCAUCUCACUUGCCCGGAAAAUGUUUCCUUGGAAAGUGAAGUACUGCCGAGAUUCGAGAGAGCCGUCAAGGUGCUGUACGUGAAGCUGACCGCGUGCGCACCGCCGUCGCAGGGCUACGCCGCUGCGCUGCAGGCGCUCAACAUCUCGGUCCGCAGCACGCUAGAGCUGGAUAAAACACCCGCGCAACCCGAGCUGCGCGCAGUUCACUUACGCGACUUAGACAUCGCCUCGCUCGCUAUCUCGUCUGCCGCUGCACUUCUAAUACCCGACCCCGAUUUCGUCGAACCGCUGGUUACUCUGCGCAAUUUGCAACUCACCGGCGUCACACUUUCGCGGUCUGCCACGCUUCUCUUGCCACAGACGCUACAAUCGUUGAGUCUCAACAACGUCGGACUCGCGAGCAUCCCCGCCGAUGCGUUCGCACGCCUCCCCAAGCUCUCACGUUUCGUCGUGCGCGACGACCUUCUCCGAGAAGUGGACCUGAGCGCGGCGCCGGCGCUUGAAGUCGUGCAGCUGACCGCGCCCGUCGACGGCUUAACGCUCGGGCCUUCCAUCGAGAACGUGACUCUGCGCAAUGCUCAUAGCGCUGUCCUCCGCGGAAACUGCUCAUCAUUGCGGAACGUGGUCAUCGACAACGUGAUCACGGCGCUACCGGCCGGGUGGCUGUCGGCGUGCCCGGCUGUCGACACGUUACGUGUGUGGCGCGUGCGGAGCGGGCUCAUGGGCGCGGACGAGCUGCGGGGAGCGCGUGCGCUGCGCGUGCUGGAGGUCCGCCAUUGUGGGCUACGCACGUUGCAUCCGCGAUGGAUCGAAGACGCGCCCGCCCUGUACCGGCUCGAUCUAUCGUCAAAUGAGCUGGAGCAGCUCCCGAGCGAGCUCGUGGACGCGGCGCCGGCGCUAGAGGAGGUGGAGAUGUCGAGUAACAGACUCGGGCGGGCGGCGGUGGCGACGCUGGCGGCGCUGCCGGCGCUGCGCGCGCUGUCGCUGGAGCGCAACCCGCUCGCCGACCUCUGCGGCUCGGGCGAUGCCUACGUCGCUCACGUCAUGUCGCCGCUGUGGCAGACGCACUCGCUGCGCGCGCUGCGCCUCGCGCGCACCGGCCUCGCGCGCAUCUGCCGCGACUGGCGCUCCGACCUCGUGGCGCUCACCGACAUCGACCUGCGCCACAACAACAUCUCGCGCCUGGAGUUCGACGACCUGCAGUGGCGCCGCACGCACACGACCACGGUGGACGUGCGAGGCAACCCCGUGCGCGACGUGAGCUACACCCGCGACCAGUUCGCCGCCGUGCUCGCCGGCAACGUGUCCGACGACUUCGCCUCGUCUCGGUUGACGUCGCUGCUCCUCGACGCGCCGCUGAAGUGCGACUGCUCCGCGUACUGGUUCGCGCGCGCCGCCCGCGAGCGCCCCGAACACGCGCGCGCCGCCCUGCGCGACGCGCGCUGCGCGACCGGCGCCGCGCUGCUGGCCGUGCCGCCGCACGCGCUGCUGUGCGCGCUGCCCGCCGCGCUGGGCCCCUGCGCCGCCGGCUGCGCCUGCCUCGUGAGCGGCGAGCGCGCCGAGCUGCGCUGCGCGCGCGCCGGCCUGCGCCGCGUGCCGCGCGCGCCGCGCGGGCUGCCGGCGCGCGCGCUGCUGCUGCCGCACAACAACAUCUCGCGCCUCACGCCCGACGACAUCGCGCCGGAGCUGGAGGUACGAGCGCCCUCGACCGUCGAUCGUGCGGCUCGAGAGAUCGCGUCGGCCGAUGCGCCCUCGGAGUCGUCACAUUUUAGACGAUUUUUUCGGCCGCAGGUCCUCGACCUCUCCGACAAUCGGAUAGUCAGCAUCGACCCGGCGACGACGGCGGUCCUGUUCGACGGGAGACGCUCCGUGCGGCUCGCCGGCAACCCGCUGCGCUGCGACUGCGACUCGCUGCCGCUGCUGCGGGCGCUGGCGGCACACGUGCGCGCCGCGGGCGCGGAGGGCGCGGAGGGCGCGGGCGAGGCGCGGUGCGCGGGCGGGGAGGACGCGCUGGCGGCGGCCACGCGGCUGGCGGCGCGCUGCUCGCCCGCGCUGUGGCCGCUCGCGCUGGUGGGGCUGGCGCUGGCCGCCGCCUCGGCCGUGGCCGCCGCCUGCCUGACGCGCCCCGUCGCCCGUCAGCGCUUCAAGCGGUUCCUGUUCGAGCGCGGCCUGUGUCUCCGCUGGCUGCUGCGGCCGCUGCGCGAGGACGACGACUCGGAGCGGCCGUUCGACGCGUUCGUGUCGUUCUCGCACCUGGACGCCGAGUUCGCGGCGCAGCUGGCCACGCGGCUGGAGCGCGACGCGGGGCUGCGGCUGUGCCUGCACGAGCGCGACUGGACGCCGGGCCGCUGGAUCCCGGCGCAGAUCGCGGAGUCGGUGUCGCGCUCGCGGCGCACGCUGGUGCUGCUGUCGGAGCGCUUCCUGGCGUCCACGUGGGCGCGCGCGGAGAUGCGCGAGGCGUACGCGGCCGCGCUGCGCGACCAGCGCCCGCGCCUGCUGCUGCUGCUGCUGCCGGGCCUGCGCCCGGAGCUGGCGGCCGCCGCCGACGCCGACCUGCGCGCCUACCUCGCCUCCGUCACGUACCUGCGCUGGGACGACCCGCAUUUCUGGGACAAGCUGGUCCUGGCGAUGCCGCGGCCGCGCACGCGCGUCUCUCCCGCGCCCGCUCCGUCGCCCGCUGCCGCGCCCGCUCCGUCGCCCGCUCCCGCGCCCGCUCCGUCGCCCGCUGCCGCGCCCGCUCCGUCGCCCGCUCCCGCGCCCGCUCCGUCGCCCGCUGCCGCGCCCGCUCCGUCGCCCGCUGCCGUCGACCCGCCCGCGAAGACGCUCGCUCCUCCGCCGUCCGCCUGAUCGUUAUCGACUGAAUAUACGUAUUUGUUAUUUCGCGCAGAUACAUCGAUGGGCGGUUGUAACUCAUGCCUCUAUCGAAUGUUUGAAGGUCAUAAGACUUAGGAAAACAAUCCUCGCCGAAUGCCCCUUCAAGGGUCUCUCGAGGAUCUUUUAACUUCGAUAAGUGAUUGCCGCGAUUAUGUGACGGAAAAUUACGAAGGUGAUCAAGAACAAAAAACUUUAAUCUUCAGACUUCAGACAGAGCGUAUGUCUGUGUUCUUGUCGUGUCUGCGGAAAAUAUAUUUUUAUAAGUACUCGUUUUACUUGAUACGACGAAUAGUAUCAUGAAAAAUAGAUAACUAUUUUUGCUUCUAACAAUUUCGAUAAUACUAAGAUAUAAGUUAGCAACAUCAUCUCGAAUACUUAGAAUCUAAAGUGACAUUUUCUACUAAAAUAACUUUAAGCUUAGAUAGGAGAAAUAAUUAUACACUUAAAAUUUCUUUUAUGUUAAAGAGCUAGAAACAUUUUUUGUCAAUCAUGACGUUACACCAUAAAUAUUUUAAUUUUAUAAAUUAAAUGUAUUGGGAUUGAAAGUUAUGUGCCAUAAUUUUAUUGAAUCGACCUUUGUAAAUAAAGAUUAGAUAAAGAAGUAAAUGAACAAGAAUGUCUUACGCCAUCUUAUGAAUUUUUUAGUCUUAUAUUGUACAAGUUUCAGAGAAGUUUGGAUUGAUGAAUCGCUAUUUUCACAAAUGUUAUGUAAUAUCUUCCGAAAUAUGCAUUUUAUAAUCAUAACAUGUGUGUGUAUAAUGAUCACUACUGAGUUCUUGAUCGGGUUUAGGUACUAUUUACACUAUAUAUUAUUACUACAGAGUCCCCGCCGUAGACCCUACUCAUCUUGCGGCAUACUCUGACAUACUGUUAAAUAUUAUAUGCACAAUCAGACACAAUGGGAGUUAGACAUAGACAAUUUUACUUUAUAACAAGUAUUAUUGUAUGGCAAAAAAUAUACAUAUGUUUCUACUAGACUGACCAACAGAUGCGCAAGUGAUCACACAGGUCGGACAAAUACAGGGUUGUGUUUUAGUUUCGGAUGAACGGGGGGACACUCGAGCAGACGAAUUUAUAUUAGGUAUUAAUAAUAAGUUUAAAACGUGUUGUGGUUAUUCUACAAGUUGUACCGAAAUGUUAAAUGUAAUUAUACAAGUAUAAAAUU